This is a messenger RNA of Oncorhynchus mykiss (rainbow trout), 1336 nucleotides long. The record is from RefSeq and is a predicted model, not a curated record. Lineage: Eukaryota; Metazoa; Chordata; Actinopteri; Salmoniformes; Salmonidae.
UAUUAGGCCUACAUGAUGCAAACAUGCACAAAGCAGUUAUAUUGUCCAAUCAUGUUGCUGUCACUGUUUCUGUGUAGGCUAGAGGUCUGGCUUUAAAUAUAAUGAAUAUGAACAAGUACAAGGUUGCUGCAGUUUGACAGGGGUUUUAUCCUCCCCAAGGCCAGGAGUUUUGCCAAUACUUUUUUUUAAACCAUGUGACCUGAUUAGAAAAACUCUUGGCCCAUCAUAGCCCACAUAAAACCUUUUUACAACUGGUUAAUCACCUAAUACUGUAGAAGGUCUGGAGUUGUACCUGUUUAGGUUACCAGAUCAGGAUAAACUACUGGCCCCAGGAACAAAGAUCGCCCCAGCACUCUGGAACCCGUGGUGUCACCUCUGGGAUCACAAGAUAGUAUGCUGACCAACACAGAGCUCCUAGAGGCAAACAUGGUCAAGGUCUUCUCUGUCGACUGGCUCGCACAGAGCAAUCACAACACCAACCCGAAAGAAGGACCUGUGGACACUAUACCAACCUACUGCAGACCCCAUGUUCCUUGUAUGGUCCAGCCUCAACCGCCAACAUUUUAUAACAAGGUCUACCUCCAACCAAAACCAAAGACCACGAGGGUUGAACUCACGGAUUCCACUGAAGAACCCCAAAAUCUAGAAUCCAGGUUGAGCUCACCUCUGCAUCCGAUAACAUGUUCUUCCCCAAGUCUUUCAGAAACCAGCGGGUACACCUCGGGGUAUGACAGUGAGGCGGUCUCCUCGGAAUGUCCCUCUGUGGAAGAGACGAGCGAGGGAGAGAAAGACGGUGGCCAACGACGUGUGCGUACUAGGUUCACACCGGAGCAGAUAGAAAAGCUGGAGAAGAUUUUCAACAAACACAAAUAUCCAGAUGCUGGAGAAAGAGUCAAAACGGCACUGAAGUUGAACCUCUCUGAAACUCAGGUGAGAACUUGGUUUCAGAACAGGAGGAUGAAACUGAAAAGGGAGCUCCAAGAGUAUCCAGUUCAGUCUCAGAUGAUGUUCCAGCCCAUUCGACCAUUUCAGUACCACGGCUUCGGUGAACAGCAACUCUCCCCCGCUGUAAACCACGUGAUAUACCAGCCCAUGGUGCAACAGAUCCCCAUGGAACAGAUGGUUUCUCAUCAACACCCUUACGCAUAUUUCUACUAAGGACAUUAAAAACUACAGACUGAACUUUCCACUCUAACACUAAAUUCGAGUGAAAUCUAGUUGUUGUUUUUUCUUGGACGUGAACAUGUUUUAUAUUUCUUUAAAGAUGUACAGAUGUUAAAAUUAUAUUUAUCAUUCAAUAAAGUCUAUCUUAUAUCACAACCUUACUUUUCUACUU